This is a messenger RNA of Drosophila persimilis, 890 nucleotides long. RefSeq lists its product as uncharacterized. The record is from RefSeq and is a predicted model, not a curated record. The transcript has 4 exons. The coding region runs from base 187 to 867 and encodes 226 amino acids. NCBI's taxonomy places the organism in Eukaryota, Metazoa, Arthropoda, Insecta, Diptera, Drosophilidae.
GAAAGGCCAUCAAUUAACAGAAGAAACAAAUCUGAUUUGUUCUCCAUGGGUGGAAUCGAGUCAUGUUCCCCCCAGCUGCCAAUUUAUUAGGCAAACAAAUAUUGCGUUGUCUCUGGAUGGUUCUCAAAGAUGGUCCGAAUUUGAACAGCGCAAUAUUAGUUCCAAAUUCGACUCAAUACAAACAAGAUGGUCCAAAGAGUUCAGCCAUAUCUGUGGCUCUGCCUCACAGUGAUCUGCUGCCUCGCUUUUGUGGCGGGCCACACCAAGACCAUCUAUGGCUCAGAUGAGAGCGAGAGCGGGAGCUGGAACAGCAGCCAUACCACACUAAGUCGCUCGAAGCGAGUGGCCAUCUUUGAUGGUCAGGGCGUUGUCAAGUUUGUGCCGAGUUUAGCUUAUCCUGUGAAGCAAGUGGAUAAGGAUCAGUCGUUCUGGUGGUUCUUCAACUUUCAGUGCCAAUGGAUACCCACAACAAUUCCGCUCUAUUGGUGGAGUUUCUGGAACACAACCGCCUUCGUGUCCACAGCCCGUGAGUGGCGCAAGGAUAUGCAAACCAAGCUAAAGCAUGAUGAGGCACGCUCCUGGGUCUACGAUGCCAUCGAAACUGGCAUGGAGCAAUUGGAUGGCGACAACGGAAGUGUGUGCCUGCUGCGUAGUAUCUGUGAGAUAUCCCAGCGCCCCUUUCAGAACAGCAACAUUUUCAGCGAAAUACUCAAUGCGGUCUUGGUACCCACGCUGGACAAUGUGGCGGGGAAGUAUCUGCACGCCAGGGAUGCGGGACGUGCUGGUGCGGACUGUGCAAAGACCUUCAACGACUGCAGUCCGAUACUGUGGACCCUGGUCACGAAUAUGGCAAAGAAUCCCUUCUGAAUAAAGUCUACCAAUCUAUAGUC